UGCGCACUCAGCGCAGGUAUCAUCCGGGGCCUGACGCCAUAAUCCGUCUAUUUUCGCCCUGCUGGGAACGGCACAGCAUAAACACAGCAUUUGAUUACAAAGCGUAACUUUCCUAGAUAUGUUGUCGCGGUCAGUUCGAGCCGAAACCCGGAGCAGGGCCAAGGAAGACAUCAAGAGAGUGAUCAAUGCCAUAGACAAAGUGCGAAAGUGGGAAAAGAAAUGGGUUACUAUUGGUGACACAACCAUGAAAAUAUUCAAAUGGGUUCCAGUGACCAGUUCAGAACCAGCACAGUCUAUCCAGGGUGUCCGAAAAGUUGGAAACAUCAAAACUGGCCGUCCUGGGAAGAAGGGAGAUAAAGAGAAUGUCAAAGAUCUGACAAAUGGUAAUUCUGUCUACACAGAGAAAACACUCAAGCUUCAACUGGAUCAUUUGGUAGUAAUAGUAAUUCUAAAUGAAGAUUCAAACAUGUCGUUCCCUGAAAACUCAGAGAACACAAUGCCAGAAUACUCACAGGAUUCUAAUGAUGCCGACCCAGAGAUGAGAGUGGCUAUGAGCAUGGUGAGAGAAGAAGAGAAGCGACUAAAACAGGAAAGUCCCAGCGAGGAGACAAAUGACUCUGAGCCCCCAGUCCUAGAGCCAGAAACAUCUCUUGACGGUCCUCCAGUCAAAAGAAUAAGGCCAGAUCAGAGCUGAGAAUCAUACAGGCUGUAACAAACUGUCAACAGUUCUAUUGUUUUAAUUUGUUUGUGUUUUUUUAACUAGUUGUGUGAAUGAGGGAGGAAAUGCUCAUGCUACAGCCAACAUUUGUUCAGAUGGGAAAGAGAGAUGUGAUAUGUAAGCAGUGAAUGUUUGUCAGUUGUUAUGUUGAGACUAGAAAUGUAUGUACAAGGAAAUAUACUUGAAAUAUGGUUUGUUAGAAGUGCAAUUUAAAUUUUUUGAAAGGCUUUUGUUUUGUUUUUAAGAACAGGAGGUGAAACUGAUAUCUGUUUAAUAAGACUUCUCUUUCUGUACUUAAAUAAGCAGAUUUGUUUAAUAUUACAGUACAAGCGCAAUUCUAAAGAUCACUAGAAAGUAUUUGCAGAUAGCUUAGAAAUCCAUGAAGAAAAACAUUGAGCUUUUAAAAAGAUCUUUUUCGGCAAAAUUAUGCCAUUAUCUUGCAAAAAGAAACUGGCUUUUUACAUGAGCAAAAAAAUUUUGCUUUUAAUGCCUUUUUAUCAGGCAGGUGCUACAAAUUAUGUUACUACAUUGUAGCACUGAUCUUCCAUUAUCAAGUGGGUAAUUAAGAAAAAGAACAAGACAAUUGAAAUACAAUUUGAAAACUUUUUUCACCAAAUGAAGAUUGAAAAGAGCAGAAUUUUUGAACACUGUACACAAGGAUGGACAAGCUAUGCCAGUUGAUUUUCUAGCAGGCUCUUUCUGCAGAACUUGCUUCCAUGAAGCAGAAGUGCUGUCACUGGAAGGUGCAUUGUAUGUGCGGAAUAGUGAUUAUUAAGAGCCACCUUAGUGCAUUCUGGCUUCCUCAAAAACACAUCAAACAUUUUAGCAGUUUCUUUUUUUCUCUAGGGUAGGCUUAGUAAAAGCCAUGCUUAUUAAAAAGUAAACAAUGACAGAAAAAAAAAUCCAAACUGUAGCAGAUAGUUCUACCUUAUACUUAUGUUAAAGCUGAAAAGUGCAUAUGUGACUUUGCUAAAAUGUUUGACAUGGGAGAUUGUGCUGUCUUGGUGUGGCGAGUUGUUUCCUAUCCCUCACUGAUUUUCUCAGUGCAGUUCAAUAUACCAGUGCUUUACUUCGUAUUUCACAGUUCAGAACAUUUUAUGCAGGUCUCCUGGCACAAUCCUUUCACUGGAUUUGGCUAAAGUCCUUGGCAUUUUUUUUAAAAUGCAGAAAGCCUUUUCACAUCACUGCCUUAUUUGCAUAAUUAUACUGGAGAGGCUCUUGCUUGUAUUGCGCCUUACUUGAAAGAGAUGCUUUUUCUUUGACUUUCAUUUCCUUAUUCUCUGGCAAGUAGUGUUGGGAGUUUUAGAAUCAACAACUAAAGAAUGUUUUCUUGGCACAGUAAACAUACAGAUAUGAAUGUUGUGCAAAACUAGCAUUAUUUACAUCCUUUGACACCUCCCCCCCCUCAGAUUUUGUUUUCAGAAUUAAGGCAACAGAAAUUCUUAAUGAUUAACAUGUUAUUUUGGAUAAGGGGUCAUUAUUUAUAGAAGAGGACAACUGAAAGAUGAAUGUCUGCUUGCUUUGUAAAGUGUUCUUACUUUUCUCCUUCCAAACAACAUUAAGCAACCAAUCCAGCAUAUUACUGCUUGUUUGUGAUCAUUCACAUCCAUUGGCCACAAAGUUUAUAGAGGCAAUCCUGUGUGGGAGAGUUUGAACAGGGAAGAUAGUUUAAAUGUACAUCUGAUGUGUUAGCUUUUUCAAUAAUUCAUUAAUGGACAUGUUAUCAGCAUAGUCUGAAAUUAUAAGAUACUAAUGAAUCAUUUUAGACUAUCCUUUCUUCUAUAUUCAAAGUUGAUGCAUAAGUAGAGCACAAGAGAAAUUCAAGUUGAAGUACACAGUUUAGGGAAUAGGAACUGUUUUCUUUCUGCUUAUACACAUGUACAUAUAUAUAUAUUUACACUUGUGAGUGCACAUAUACCUACUUAUUUUAGUGUACAAAACCAUACAGUAUAGAAUAUUGAGUUGAUGUAGCUCUUACAGGAAUAUGUUGAGAAAAUAUUAGCUAUUUUCUGUGCAGUUGUCUUAGUCUGAGAUAGCCAGUGAGAGAAUUGAUUUCAAAAAGCUAAUUCUCGUUUUGUAAUUUUUCUAUAAGCAUUUUCUUUGUCAGCUAGCAGGAAUUAAAAAUUUCACUUUUAAAACAUCUGUAAAUCAUGUUUUUAUACAACUGCUUUUUUGUUUGCCGAGUUGAUAAUGAAUGUAUUUUGGCAAAUGCUUUAAGAACUUGGUUGUGCAGUUUUAACAAAAGCAAGAUAUUUCUGUAUGUGAGGAUUUUCAUUUAAUGAUUCAGUUUAGGAGUGAUUGCUGCAGUAUGUGUUUGAUUGUGUCAGCAGCACCGGGUGUACAUUUAUAAAGAGCGAGAUGAGUUAACAUUUUGCACAAAAUAACAGCCUUUUGCUCAGAA
Pomacea canaliculata is the source of this 3119-nucleotide messenger RNA. Its product is annotated as B-cell CLL/lymphoma 7 protein family member B-like. The record is from RefSeq and is a predicted model, not a curated record. NCBI's taxonomy places the organism in Eukaryota, Metazoa, Mollusca, Gastropoda, Architaenioglossa, Ampullariidae.